AUGUCAGACGCAGCUGCCUCCCAGCCAGCAGCGGCAGAGGCAACAACGACAACAGCAGCGACAUGCCAACAUGAAACAGACCAGCUCGAGCCACCCAGUGCUAGAGCAUCCAAGGAAGGCCCUCUAGAGCCCAGCAACCUCCCUGAGGUCCAAGCCGGCGAUGUAGAUGCUGGUACGCAGACGUCGAGCACUCGUAGCCAGGCCGGCACUACUACUGGCGGCGACGAGGUGCUGGAACGCGCACGCGAGCUGAUGGCGCGACACAAGCAAGACAGGGAACACAGGGGCGCCGAGCAUUUCGCGCUGGUGCCAGAGGUUCUGGAAUGCCUCCAGAUCGCGCUACCGCUAAUUAAUGAUAAAACGCUACACGACAAAGCCAAGUUGCUGUCGGUUUUCCAGCUGUGCGAGGAGGCCGUUCUGGCAGCCUCGGACGACUGCAGCGACGACAACGACGUCUGCAAGAGGACGCUGGGGCUGGCGAAGGCGGUCGUCGUGGACAUGCUAGCUCACAAACGACUGGGAGAGGUGCGCACAUCAACUUGUCGUGAAAGGCUAGACCGGUACGUCCAAGAGAUAGACGACCUACUCAGGCGUUUAGACGAACAGCUGAUACACUCCACGGACUACGCUAGGAGCGGCGGCGGCGGCGCUAGUGGCGGUGGGCCGGCACCCCUUCUUGCCAACACUUGGAGUGAAGAAGAGAGGACGGUCAUGAAUCAACUUUGCGAGCAACGUUUCCUGGCACUUUUGCCCCACACGUCGUACUACGAGACAGUGGAAGGCGUGAGGCAGGGCGUCGAAUGGGCCCUCAGGCAACGAUUCUCUCAAGCGAGAGUGUUGGUCUUUGGCUCCUCCGCAAUGAGCUUGUCCACACCCGAGAGCGACAUCGACCUGACCCUUUAUCUCCCUUCCAGAGUGGAGCUCAUCCAAGAGCUCAAGGGCGUUGUCGAGUCCAAGACAAGAGCAGUCUUGAUGGCGGAGGAAGGGCAGGCCCACGCUGUGCAGCUGCUGAAGCAGAGGGCAUCCAUGGAAGACAAAUUGUCGAAACUCAAUGGCACCAAGCGGGGAAAACUGAACGACCUGUCGGCCUUGACUCUGUCCAGAGACAAAACUGCCCAGAAGCUACAUGCAAUGAAAGCUGCUCAUACCGCCCGGAAGACGCGGAAACUGGAGACUUCCUCGCAACAAGCGCAGGAUUCGGAAAAGUCGGAAAAUAGUGAAACACCUCGCAGCAAGGAGGAGCAGAGGCACGCUGGAUCAGCAACAGCCGCACGGGUACCUAUUCCCGAGCCCGUGGCUUGUACCGCUGAAGACAAGGACAAGGACCGCAACGAUUCUCGAGAUGGACAACGGGCAGCCGAGCCGGAAGAGGAGGACAGAGAGGGAGUGUUGCUGGAGAGCAGGCUGGCGGCCAGCGAGCGAGGGAUCAAGACAAGCCGGCGAGCGGCCACGGAGGCGGAAGCUGCUUUUGAAGAGAAAAAGAAGGAGCUUGGGGACUGGACCAAAGAAAACUUUGACAACGCUAGCCCCGACCAGAAGAAGGUUGUGCAAGCCAUCAUAAAGUGCAGGGCAUCACUGGCAAAGGCCCAGCAGAACCUCAAGGCGACGAGCAAAAUCGUGUUCGAGAUGAAGAGGGUAAUGGAGAGAAAGGGCUUCACGGACGUCAUGGCUGUUCACAGAAGCCGAGUGCCAGUGGUUAAGACGUGUGUGCCGCGGCGCCUGUGGGGCCCCGCCGGGCGUCCGAUUGAAUGCGACAUCAGCGUCAACAACCUCGUCGCCGUGCACAACACUCGCCUCGUUAAGGCCUACACCGACCUGGACCCGCGAUGCCACAGGCUGCUGUAUUUAGUGAAGGCCUGGGCGAAGGCGAGGGGAGUGGGCGACUCAUCGAAGGGCACGCUGAGCUCGUACGGCCACUGCCUCACUGUCCUCCACUACCUUACGCGAGUCGGCGUCGUUCCCUCGCUUCUCAAGGAGCACAAGUCAUUCUCCAAGGAAGCAGGCGCCCAUCCUACACCCCCUGCAUUCGACCACGGGGACAGCGCCUUCAUUGUAGAAGGAAUCGAUGUGUCCUUCUCCAAUACCAACCCGGGAACCCUUCCACCCUGUCCCCUCCCGGUUGAAAAUCACUGCCCCCCCCUGCCCCGUGACACAGCGGAUCGAGCGAUCCACGGGAACGCCUCGGAAGCCGAUAGCAAUCAGGGGGUGGCAGACUCGUAUGAUACCGCAAAUGAUACCACAAAUGGUAGCAGGAGCGGGAGCGAGGGGCUAGCUGUUCGGGAUGCAACCAUUUGCGAUCUACUGUUGGGUUAUUUCAGGCACCUGGCCGAAGACUUCUGCCACGCCAAGGAGCAGCAGCGGCAGCAGCAGGUAAUGACCCUGCGCCCGAAGACCAUCCUCAACAAAGCUGACGUGUGGGCCAGACCCAAGCUAUGGCGUACGAGUGUGGAAGACCCUUUCGAGACUUUCGACAGCACCAACCCCCAUGAUCUGGGCACGGUUCUUUCGCGUACUGGCCAGACGCUACUCCACCAAGAAUGGAAGAGGGGGUACGCCGUAAUGAAGAAAGGCGGUUCGAAGGCAAUCCCAGAGCUGUUCGAGACGUCUGGCAGGGCAGCGAAAAACGGGCCCAAGAACGUUGCUGGUCUUGCCAAGAUGGACGGCGGUGGUGCCCGCGGCGGAAGAGUGGCCGGCACUGGCAACGGUCGCAACACGUACGUGCAAGCAUCGUUUAUUGUUCGACCUAUGUCUCGGGAUAAUCGGGGUGCUUGUCCGUCGUGGAGAAGGUCCGCAAUAGACAUUGCGCGGUGGUCCUUGAUGCGAAGGUUGGCUUCGUUCCUGGUGCUGUAG
Molecule: messenger RNA, 2850 nt
Organism: Ectocarpus siliculosus
Lineage: Eukaryota; Phaeophyceae; Ectocarpales; Ectocarpaceae
Source: the annotation of a GenBank genome assembly